Molecule: messenger RNA, 3116 nt
Organism: Haliotis rubra (blacklip abalone)
Lineage: Eukaryota; Metazoa; Mollusca; Gastropoda; Lepetellida; Haliotidae
Product: BTB/POZ domain-containing adapter for CUL3-mediated RhoA degradation protein 3-like
Exons: 6
Coding region: 219-1085 (288 amino acids)
Biological process (GO): protein homooligomerization
Molecular function (GO): protein binding
Source: RefSeq, a predicted model, not a curated record
UAGAACAAGUUGACGUCAUUUCCAGCCAGUACAUAUAUCAUGACACUUUCUUUGCCAUAUCUAUAUUUAGAAACGCCUAUUUAAGCUGUGAGUAUUUUGAAAACAUUCAGAAUUUGUUCAUUUCCCGGCGGAACAUACGUUUUAUGCCAUCGUAGACACCGAACAGAACAAUUUUCUCCCCAAACGUUCGCCCAGUGGACUGGGCUGUUCCUACUGCAAUGUCGGGCGACUCCCACAAAACGGUCAUCAAAGGGAACACUUCAAAAUAUGUGAAGUUAAAUGUCGGCGGCUCGUUGCACUACACGACAAUCGGGACACUAACAAAGCAUGACACAAUGCUCAGAGCAAUGUUUAGUGGACGGAUGGAAGUGCUGACAGACUCUGAGGGCUGGAUCCUCAUUGACAGAUGUGGAAAGCACUUCGGGACAAUCCUCAACUUCCUGCGGGAUGGAACACUUCCACUGCCAGAGAACCGCCGGGAAUUGUAUGAACUGCUUCAAGAAGCUAAGUAUUACCUUGUACAGGAUCUCGUCAAGUUGAUUGAAGCUGCCCUGAAGAAGAAGGAAGAACUGGAACCAAUCUGCAAGGUGCCCCUGAUAACCUCAACACGAGAGGAACAACAACUAGUAUCUUCCACUAUGAAGCCAGUUGUGAAGCUGAUCUGCAACCGACAUAACAACAAGUACUCUUACACCAGCAACUCUGAUGACAAUUUACUCAAGAACUUAGAACUCUUUGACAAGCUGUCACUCCGCUUUAAUGGACGGAUCCUCUUCAUCAAGGACGUCAUAGGCAGCAGCGAGAUCUGCUGCUGGUCCUACUAUGGACAUGGCCAGAAGAUAGCCGAGGUGUGCUGUACAUCCAUAGUGUAUGGUACUGACAAGAAACACACCAAGGUUGAGUUCCCCGAGGCCAGGAUAUACGAGGACACGUUGAAUGUAUUAUUGUACGAACACAGAGACAAAGGACCGGAUGCUGAACUUCUGCAAGCUACCAGGGGAUACACUGUUGGGGGUAAUGGUUACCAUAGCGACGAGGAUGUGGAUGAAAAGCUGGAUUUGGUUGACAAGCUCCGUAGAAAAUGAAAUGCCAAGUAUUGUGACAUGUGCUCAAAUCACAGGUCAGGCAUGUGGAUUCCAUGGACAGCAAGGGGAGAUAACUUGGCUUUACAUGCAUGAUAUAGUCUAAUGCUGAUGUGAUAUACUGACAGGACCACCAUGCUUGUCAGAUAAACAGCAUUCAUAUUUAUGCAAGCUGGUAUUAACUGCAGACCUAUGAACGCACCCCAGUGUUAUCGUUAUCAUAUUGAUAAUGUGGAACUGUUAUGCAUAUGACCAAACACUUAAUGCCAGUAUUAAACCAGAAUCCAGUAUGCUGUUGAUAGGAAUGUUUUAAUAUUGGCAAUAAGUAUUGGUUAUUAAUAGAGCUAAUUUGAAUUAUUUAUUUGCUGGUUUGUGGUGUCUGUCAGUUUGGAAUUUCAUCUUAAUCUUUGCGUACUUUGAUGAACUUGCUCUGCUUGCAGAAUUCUUCCUCAUCACUGGACAUUGUGACAUAUAGUGAUAUUUGUUGUGGAUAAAGAAACGUUUGUCAUCAUGUAUGAUAUGAUACCUUUCCUUUCAGCUAAUAAGGGGGCGGUGGGGUAGCUUAUGAAGACCCAGGUUCAAUUCCCCAUGUGAGGACAAUGUGUGAAGCCCAUUUCUGGUGUCCCCUGCCGUGAUAUUGCUGGAAUAUUGCUAAAAGCGGCGUAAAACCUUACUCACUAAUGGCUAAUAUCAUCACUACAUUUGCAAUAGAAGCAUGGAAGAUUCACAGAAACACAGGCAUAACACAGCUGAUAAGUUUCACCAUGAACAGGGUAAUCUUGCUGAACACACUGUACGAGUGUGGUGUCCAGUGUUAGAAGUUACUGAAUUUGGGGUGCUUCUAGUUUUGGCCAAGAAUGUACAGUGUACAGUAGGAGCUGUUUGGUAACCACUUGUUGUUAGUCACAGGGUUGGGGGUUUCUACAGUGGCUUCAGUUACUGCACAUUACACUACAAUAGUUGGUUUCAUGAAAGUGGGAACCCACGUAAUUAGUCCAAAUUAACCUUACAAUAAGCUUCAUGGCUGGCACAAGUCUGAGAGUAUCAAGACACAAUGACAGUUCACCCACGCAUAUGUUCCACAUUGACUUUAUUCUGUAUUGAUUUCCAAACAACAUUUUCUAAGUUUUGCCAUGAACAGAACUAUGUGAGUUAGCAGUAAUUCGCCAUGUCACAAGAGAAAAUUAUGACGAUAACUAUGUCCAGGCUGCAUGGAAUAUGUCCAGGAGUCAUUCGUUGUUAAGUGCAACCAGAAAUAAACAAUAGCAGGGGUCAAACCGAAAUUUCACACAUGCUCAAAACUUCCACACAGGCAAUGUGAGGAAUGUCUGGGGACUGAUGAUAUCCCUUCUUCCACUAAUACGGGGCAGUGGGGUAGCCUAGUGGUUUAAGCAUUCACGCAUCACGCCGAAGACCAGGUUCAAUUCCCACAUUGGUACAAUGGGUGAAGCCCAUUUCUGGUGACCCCGGCUGUGAUAUUGCUGGAAUAAUGCCAAAAGCGGCGUAAGACUAAACUCACAUAGUAUGGAGCAGAUUACGAUAUAUGGUGUGUCUCAUGUCGUGACUCAUGUAUCGCGGUAUGUUCUGGUAAAUGAGGAGGGAGUUUUGUCACUUCCCUGCUCCAGUCACUCACAAACCUUUCAGACAUCUGUACACUAUUUGAUACAUAUCUCAUUAACCAUGAUGCCUCCAAAUUCUGCUAGCGCAUCACACAGCCUUUUGAUAAUCGUUCAUGCAGCUAUGACGGUAUUUUGAACCCAACAAAACAACUUUGAGACACCUUACAUGUUAACUGUGCUAAUGUCCCACUUUGUCGUUGGCAUUUCUGUAUUUUUAUCUGGCUUUGGUACAGGAUAUUUUAUACAACUGAAAAUCCUGUUCUGGUCCAGGAUGAGGGAACAUAGCAGCCAGACUCACGAGAGGCCCUCUUUGAAUGCUUUACUGAAGUUAAUGUCUCUUGAUAGAUGGGUUCAAUGCUUCCACAACUACAUCGUACCAUGAACUCUAAACUUCUUUUUAAGCAAAACUGUGACU